AUGGGCUUUGUCGAAACCCUUAAAAUGGCGAUUUCCGACUACAUUUCAGCAAACCCCUACGCUCCCCCAACCCAUUUUCAUCACUGCUGAAGAAACCCUAACCCUACCUCAGAUCUCGUCACUCUCUCCAUUUCAACUCCGGUUACAGUGAUGUCAACCUCAACUGAGCCGACGGUGACGAAAAGAGACGAAGAGGAGGAUGAAGACUCUAAGCCGGCCGCCGACGACGAGGAUACCGGAGCUCAGAUUGCCCCGAUCGUCAAACUCCAAGAAGUUGCAGUCACCACCGGCGAAGAAAACGAAGAUGUUCUCCUCGAUUUGAAAGCGAAGUUGUAUAGAUUUGACAAGGAAGGUAAUCAAUGGAAGGAACGAGGAGCCGGUACCGUAAAACUGCUAAAGCACAAGGAGAGUGCCAAAGUUCGGCUGGUCAUGAGGCAGAACAAGACCCUUAAGAUCUGUGCCAACCAUCUUGUGCUAUCAACAAUGUCUGUACAAGAGCAUCAAGGCAAUGAGAAGUCUUGUGUGUGGCAUGCUGCUGAUUUUUCUGAUGGAGAGCUCAAGGAUGAAACUUUCUGUAUUCGAUUUGCUUCUGUUGAGAAUUGCAAAAGUUUCAAAGAUAAGAUUGAGGAAAUAGCUGAAUCUCAGUCAAAGGAGAGCGGCGAUAGUGAAGAAGCCGACACUGCUGCUAGUCUUAUUGAAAAGUUGAGCGUUGAGGAGAAAGCCAAGGAUGAGAAAUCAGAGCCCAAAGAAGUGCUUUCUUCUUCGGAAGAUAAGAAGGAAACCAUUGAGAAACCGGUAAAACCUGUGUCCGACGAGUGAGGUCUUUUCUUUUAAUUGUGAUCUGUGUUUUUUUGUCGAGAGAGUUGAAAGCUUGAGUUGGUCAGUGAAUUAAACCUUAGCACCUGAUACAAUAGUUUUGAAGCAUAGUGUAUUUUGUGAUUUGGUUUGUUUGCUAUUUCCCGGUGGGUCAGUUGUUCAGUCGGUCGGUGGAUCAGUCGGUGUGUUUAGUGUGGGUAAUAUUGAAACUUUUCGUUUUAUCACUAUUGAGAGAUUGUAUUUCAAAAUUCUAAAUGGGGUGCAUUACCCUAGCAUAUAUGAUGUUUAUCUUUGUCCA
Molecule: messenger RNA, 1114 nt
Organism: Erythranthe guttata (spotted monkey flower)
Lineage: Eukaryota; Viridiplantae; Streptophyta; Magnoliopsida; Lamiales; Phrymaceae
Product: ran-binding protein 1 homolog b
Biological process (GO): nucleocytoplasmic transport
Cellular component (GO): nuclear pore; cytoplasm
Molecular function (GO): GTPase activator activity
Source: RefSeq, a predicted model, not a curated record